AUGUCUUUAACCCCAAUCAUCACCUUCAAAGCGGGUAUCUGUGACCUCGAGUCCGGCAACGUUGUCAAGCCCAAGCCCACCCCCGGAUACAUCUACCUCUACAUCGAAGAUGAACUGGUACACUUCUGCUGGCGCCCGAGAACUGCCCCUCACACCGAACCUGAUUUGGAUCUGGUGAUGGUCCCUUCCGACGGAACAUUCACUCCCUACAAGCCGGCUGGCAACGCUGCCCCCACCAAUGGUCGCAUCUACGUCCUGAAGUUCUCGUCGAGCUCGCAACGGUACCUGUUUUGGCUGCAAUCCAAGUCGCAGCACGAGGGUGGCAACCUCAGCUGGUUCAGCCCCAGGGAUAUCCGACUGGGUGAGAUUGUCAACACGUUGCUGCAGGGUGAGGAGGUGGACGUCGAAGAAGAGAUUGCCAACUUGCCUCGGGGUCCCUCGAGCGGCGGCGACGACGACGAGACCAUGGAGGAUGUAGAGGGCGUGGACCACGACCCCAGCCACAACCACGGAGGUAACAGCGGAGGCGCUGGCCCCGAUGCUACCGGGGGCGAUGUUCGGGAAGAGGGCCAAGGAUCGAGGGAGGGCGGUGCCGAUGGUGGAAGAGCAUAUGCUACUGUACGAGUGCUGACUGGGAGUUUUCCGCACUGUAGGGCCGCUGCCGACUCGGAUCCUUCAUCUGUCGUGCAGAGCUUUCUGCAGUCUCUGGGCGGGGGUGCGCGCCAAUCCCAAGAUCCCGAGCGGCCUUUCACUACUCUGCAAGACCUCCUUCCUCCGUCAACUACGCUUCCCUUCUUGGCGGCCGCCGACGCCAAAACCGUCGAUCACCUGCUGAGCUUCUUGCCUCCGUCGCUUCUCCUCCUGGCACAAGACAUCGACGACGCGGCGGUAGCUGAUCAGGACCCCGAGAUCGCGGAAGCCGCCAUGGGGUCCCUCGACGAAGACCAGAAGAAAGACAUCCUGCGGAAAGUUCUGCACUCGCCCCAGUUCGCACAGAGCCUCGCCAGUCUGACCGUGGCUAUCCGAGAUGGUGGAUUACCGAGCAUUAGCGAAGCCCUCAAGAUCCCCGUGGAGAAUGGCGGGUUUAUGCGUAGAGGAGGAGUUCCCCUAGGAGGUGGUGAUGCUGUCGAAGCGUUCCUCCAGGGCGUUCGGAACCACGUGAAAGAUACGACAGCUGAAGGAAACAAUCGGAUGGAGACUGAUUAG
This is a messenger RNA of Aspergillus aculeatus ATCC 16872, 1206 nucleotides long. RefSeq lists its product as uncharacterized. The record is from RefSeq and is a predicted model, not a curated record. Gene Ontology annotation, cellular component: nucleus; cytoplasm; proteasome regulatory particle, lid subcomplex. The transcript has 3 exons. Gene Ontology annotation, biological process: ubiquitin-dependent protein catabolic process. NCBI's taxonomy places the organism in Eukaryota, Fungi, Ascomycota, Eurotiomycetes, Eurotiales, Aspergillaceae. Bases 1 to 1206 code for a protein of 401 amino acids. Gene Ontology annotation, molecular function: proteasome binding; ubiquitin binding; endopeptidase activator activity.